AUGCCUGUGCAGCCAAUGACAAUGGCUGAAAGUGAGAAUGAAAACGAGUCAGCGGAAACCACACCUCGCAACUUGGAUGUGCCGUUUGCCAAGAGAAAAACCCUUCGCUCGUCGAUCAUCAAACAUGGCGGACGAGCGAAAUCGCCUGCAGGCACAGGCGGCAGAAAAACAGUUUCGUUUUCAUCGAAAAACAGUGAUGCCAAGAUUUCAAAUGUAAGCGACUGCUGGAACUACAUGCAAACUGGAAGUGAUUUCGUGAAGUUGCGCGGCACGAAUCGUCAAUUCCGACGGUUUUUCAGUUUGGACGCCGAUUUGUCGUAUAUUCGGUGGACGCCUACAAAUAAGAAGCCGCACAAGGCGAGGAUAGCCAUCGACGAGAUCCGUGAAAUCCGGCUCGGCAAGAACACCGAGCUCCUCCGCUCAUCUGAUGAAGUUUUUUCGGAUUUACAGGAAGAAUGUCUAUUUUCCAUAAUCUAUGGUGACAACUAUGAAACACUCGAUUUGAUUGCGUCGAGUGGGGAUGACGCGAACAUUUGGGUGACUGGACUGAUGGCACUGACUUCGAAUAAAUACGAUUGUAAGCCCUCGAGCUCCCAGUUCGCCACCCUGCGUGAACGUUGGAUCGAGUCGGUUUUCGACGAGUUCGACACCAAAAAGAGUGGACAUCUGGACGAACAGACAGCGUUCAAAGCGAUUCUUCAUAUCAACUCCAGAAUUUCCCAUCAUCGACUGACAAACAAAAUCAAGGAGGUCACAAUUGGUGCCGAGGAGUCGGAGAGGGGAAAAAUCGAGAAGACAAAGUUUGUGGACUUGUAUAAGGAGAUUGGGACACGUCCGGAAGUCUAUUUUUUGAUGGUUCGAUACGCCAAUAAGGACUACUUGUCAUGUCAGGAUUUGCGGCUCUUUUUGGAGACAGAGCAAGGGAUGGUCGGUGUAACAACGGACAACUGCGAGACGAUCAUAGAGCAGUAUGAACCGUGUUGCGAAGCCCGAGAGAAUAAUCUGAUGACUGUCGAUGGGUUCACUUCGUUCCUUUUCUCACCGGAUUGUGGAGUGUUUGAUCCGAAUCAUCGCGUCGUCACGAUGGAUAUGAAGCAGCCAUUCUCCCGGUAUUUUAUCUCAAGUUCCCGGAAAUCAUACUUGGUGGAAGACCAACUCGGACCUUCGUCUGCUGAUGGGUUCUCGUCGGCACUCAAGAGGAAUUGCAGGUUUUUGGAAUUUGAUAUAUGGGACCCGAACGAAAACAACGGAGAGUUGGAACCAAUGAUUCAAAACGGUCAAACUGCACAUUCCAAGAUCCCGAUAUCAAAUGCCUUACGGACUAUAAGAGAGUUUGCAUUCGAGCGGAGCAGAUUCCCACUACUCCUCAAAAUAUCGAUCCAUUGUUCGACGGAUUGGCAGAAAGUGGCUGCUAAGCUGAUUGUGACCCAUUUGGGGACUAGAUUGUACCUUCCAACAAGUGACCCAACAGAUUGGGAUGACGAGAAGAACUGCCCGACACCAUGGGAUUUUCAGAACAGGAUUUUGAUCAUUGGAAAGAAGCUGGAAGAUCCGGAAGCGGAGAACGGCGAUGUGUCGGAGGAAGAUGACUCAUUGGCAAGCACAACGAGAAGGAAGUCGAGGAGAAUAACUCUUUGCAAGGAGUUGUCAGAUUUGGUACCUGUAUUUUUCAAUGUGAAAACUCUCAAUGAUUUGUUAUCCACUGCACCGGGAUCGACUACAAUGUCCUCCCGAAAAAACAUGGCAUCCGUCAACGAGUCGACGUGUCUCCGCCUAAUGCACACGUACGCCACAGACUUUGGCCAGGCCACUCGUAACUACUGUGUCCGUGUUUUCCCCAAUCCGUCUCGCGUGGAUUCCUCGAAUCUGAAUCCCCAAGAAUUCUGGAAUAACGGUGUCCAGAUGGUCUGCUUGAACUACCAGACGCCCGGGUUGAUGAUGGAUUUGCAGGAAGGAAAAUUCUCGGACAACGGAGGAUGCGGCUACGUGUUAAAGCCACAAGUCAUGAAAGACGAUAUGUUUGUUCCAUCCGACCGUGUGCCAACAUCUCCUCAAAUUCUCCAUCUCCGAGUGCUCUCCGGCCAACAACUCCCGCGUCCACGUGGCUCGAAUGCCAAGGGAGACAGUGCUGACCCGUUUGUCGUCGUGGAAAUCUUCGGGUUACCCGGGGAUUGUGCAGAGGAACGGACAAGGACAGUGAGGAAUGAUAGCAUCAACCCAUCCUUCGACGAGUCAUUCCAAUUCCAAGUGUCCGUACCGGAGCUCGCGCUGGUUCGAUUCCUGGUGCUCGACGACGACUUCAUUGGCGACGACUUCAUCGGUCAGUACACCAUUCCAUUCGAGUGUCUUCAACCGGGUUAUCGACACAUUUAUCUGCUGAAUAACGAGGGCGAUCCGUUGGAGAAUGCCACGUUGUUCGUCCACGUGGCAAUUACGAAUCGACGUGGCGGUGGAAAGGCGAAGAAGCGGGGGAUGUCGGUGAAAAGGAAGAAUUCGAGGAUUUCUUCAGGGAUGAAACUGGUGGGAAUCAAAUCGGUUGAUGAUCAGUUCAAGGUAGCGGUGGUGCCUCUCGCCGAGUCAACCGCCAUGAGAAACCGUCUGGAGAAUGCGAUGAUCGAUUGGCAGGAGGAGUGUGGUCUCGGACCUGCAGGGACUAUCAGACAAGGCAUUCGACUUAUACAUUCUAGAAUGAUCACGUUGGCAGUUAAUUCCUCCCCACCGCCAUCACCAACAUCUUCUGCUGAGAAUCCACGUGGCGAGGUGACACCCUCUUUCAUUAUCGAUAGUGAUGAGCAUGGAUACCCUGCUAUCCUUACUGUCGGAACGCUUCCCGACCAACUUCAACGAUCAUUCAAUAAGCUGAAGAACCUGAUUGCACACUGUGUGACAACACUCUCACAAUCGGAUUCAUUGUUGACUAAAAUCGAAGAUUCCAUUCGUCGAAUCUCCGAAUGUCACGAGGAACUCACGAAAUUAUGUGCGGAAUCUGGACUAAAAGGACAAAAAGCGACGAGAGCCGCCGAGAAUUUCACAUGGAAUUUGAGACUACUCAAGGCUCAGUUGAAUCUGAUGAACAAGUCACAGGAAGAGGCGCAGGAUGUUGUCACUCAGGUCUUCGACACCGGCGGCGUGCUGGGCGUACUCUCCCAAAAACUACUAAUCCGCAAAAAUGGGCGGAGAUUUUCACGUGUCAUUGCCGACCCCGUCAAGGAUUCGGUGCUUUGA
This is a messenger RNA of Caenorhabditis remanei, 3225 nucleotides long. RefSeq lists its product as uncharacterized. Gene Ontology annotation, biological process: intracellular signal transduction; lipid metabolic process. The transcript has 20 exons. Gene Ontology annotation, molecular function: phosphatidylinositol-4,5-bisphosphate phospholipase C activity. The record is from RefSeq and is a predicted model, not a curated record. NCBI's taxonomy places the organism in Eukaryota, Metazoa, Nematoda, Chromadorea, Rhabditida, Rhabditidae. The coding region runs from base 1 to 3225 and encodes 1074 amino acids.